Messenger RNA from Fulvia fulva, 303 nucleotides. RefSeq lists its product as uncharacterized. NCBI's taxonomy places the organism in Eukaryota, Fungi, Ascomycota, Dothideomycetes, Mycosphaerellales, Mycosphaerellaceae. The record is from RefSeq and is a predicted model, not a curated record. The transcript is spliced from 2 exons. The coding region runs from base 1 to 303 and encodes 100 amino acids.
AUGCUGGGCUACCUAGCGAUGAACGACAUCAAGGUCACGGAUGCGAGGGAGCUGAAAGUACCGAACAUGCAAAGCCAUCGUCUGCCGAGGAGGUCGGUGAUGUACCCCACGAAGGGACAGAUGGCGGCCACAGCGAGCGUGUUGGCAGUGAGCAUCCAGUUUCCAUACUUUGUGCCAAUUGACUCUGAGAUGGGCAGCAAGUUCGAGCUGACGAAGUACAGCACGAUCUGCGAUCCAACCUGGUGCCUUCUCUGGAUCGCUGGCAGUAUCCGACUGGUACUCGUUGUGGUAUUUGCCAUGUGA